UCAUGUGAUUUUAUGGUCUGCAUGCGUAAACCUGACAGAUAUCUGACAGAUCAAUAUACACGCAGGGAGAAGGAUGGAUAACUCUGACAAGACCGAAAAAUUCCAGCUGCACGUUCCUAAUCUCGAGGAACUCCGUCAGGUGCUGGAAUCAGGACUCAAUAAGAAUUUUUCAGAUGUAAAAGUGUCUGUCACAGACUGUCCAGAUCUUACACAGCAGCCUUUUGGGUUUCCUGUCAAGGGUCUGUGCGGCAAACCUCGUAUUACUGAUGUAGGAGGUGUGCCUAAUCUGAUUCCUUUGGUCAAACUGGACAAGGUGUACAACAUGAACAGUGUAUCUAAGGAGGUAGAGCUGCCUGGUGCAUUUAUUCUUGGUGCUGGUGCCAUCUCUUUUAAGACUGCUGGAAUAAAUGGAGAGUUAAUGCCGCUAGUGCUGACUGAAGCUGAGGGGAGACCUGCAGUGAAUGGCAGUUAUUUUUCCUCCAUCAACCCAGAGGAUGGAAAAUGUCUGCAGGAGAAAUACAGCGACAGGUUUGAUGACUGUGACUUUGGCCUUCUCGCAAACCUCUAUGCAUGUGAGGGCAAACCUGGAAAGGUGAUUGAGGUGAAAGCCUGCAGAAGGACUGGAGAGGACAGUCUCGUGAGCUGCAUGAGAAAGACCAUGGCAGAACAUUAUGGAGAGAAAAGCGUGGCACUGGGAGGAACUUUCAUCAUACAAAAGGGGAAGGCAAAGAUCCACAUCAUGCCACGUGAGUUCUCUGUCUGCCCUCUAAACACCGAUGAUGACGUCAAUAACUGGCUUAGGCAUUUUGAAGUCAGCGCACCACUGAUCUUUCAAACCGUCAUGAUAUCCAGAGACCCAGGUCUUGACCUGAGAGUGGAGCACACGCAUGGCUUCAGCCAUCAUGGUGAGGGGGGGCAUUACUACACGGACACCACCCCAAACACUGUGGAGUAUCUGGGAUACUUCCUGCCUGCUGAAACUGUCUACCGCAUCGACCGACCCACAGAGACGCACAAUGUUGGCAGAGACUAAACUAUUCACAGUUCUGAUUUUAAAUACAGUAAAAACGUUUGAAAUGCUAAUAA
This is a messenger RNA of Danio aesculapii, 1086 nucleotides long. It is a transcript of the gene bkgd, whose product is annotated as chromosome 5 C11orf54 homolog. NCBI's taxonomy places the organism in Eukaryota, Metazoa, Chordata, Actinopteri, Cypriniformes, Danionidae. The coding region runs from base 74 to 1033 and encodes 319 amino acids. The record is from RefSeq and is a predicted model, not a curated record. Gene Ontology annotation, cellular component: nucleus. Gene Ontology annotation, molecular function: zinc ion binding; hydrolase activity, acting on ester bonds. The transcript is spliced from 8 exons.